GCGGAAGCGCCCCCGGCGGAGCAGACGGGGCUGGGGCGUGGAGGGAGCCGCCGCUCGGGGCCUCGGAGGCGCCAUGUCGGCCAGCGCUGUCUACGUGCUGGACCUGAAGGGGAAGGUUCUCAUCUGUAGAAAUUAUCGUGGAGAUGUGGAUAUGUCCGAAGUGGAACAUUUCAUGCCAAUCCUUAUGGAGAAGGAAGAAGAAGGGACACUUUCUCCCAUUCUUGCUCAUGGAGGAGUGCGUUUUAUGUGGAUUAAGCAUAACAACUUGUACCUUGUUGCAACUUCCAAGAAGAACGCCUGUGUCUCUUUAGUAUUCUCCUUUCUCUACAAGGUUGUUCAGGUGUUUUCUGAAUACUUCAAAGAAUUGGAAGAGGAGAGCAUUCGAGAUAAUUUUGUUAUCAUUUAUGAGCUCUUAGAUGAACUGAUGGAUUUUGGAUACCCCCAAACCACUGAUAGUAAAAUUUUACAAGAGUACAUAACUCAAGAAGGCCACAAGUUGGACACUGGAGCACCGCGUCCCCCUGCCACUGUCACAAAUGCCGUAUCUUGGCGAUCUGAAGGGAUCAAGUACCGAAAAAAUGAGGUGUUCCUGGAUGUUAUAGAAUCUGUGAACCUCUUGGUUAGCGCCAAUGGAAAUGUUCUGCGUAGUGAGAUAGUUGGAUCCAUCAAAAUGAGGGUUUUCCUUUCUGGAAUGCCAGAACUCCGUCUUGGCUUAAAUGAUAAAGUUCUCUUUGACAACACAGGCCGUGGAAAAAGCAAAUCAGUGGAACUGGAGGAUGUAAAGUUCCACCAGUGUGUGCGUCUGUCACGCUUCGAAAAUGACCGGACCAUUUCUUUCAUCCCACCUGAUGGGGAGUUUGAGCUGAUGUCGUAUCGCCUAAAUACCCACGUAAAGCCAUUGAUCUGGAUUGAAUCAGUCAUAGAGAAGCACUCCCACAGCCGCAUUGAGUACAUGAUCAAGGCCAAGAGUCAGUUCAAGCGCAGAUCCACAGCCAACAAUGUGGAGAUUCACAUUCCCGUUCCAAAUGAUGCUGACUCACCCAAAUUCAAAACUACCGUUGGGAAUGUCAAGUGGGUGCCUGAAAACAGUGCCAUCGUGUGGUCUGUCAAGUCUUUUCCGGGAGGGAAGGAGUACCUGAUGAGGGCCCACUUUGGGCUCCCAAGUGUUGAAGCAGAGGACAAAGAGGGGAAGCCACCCAUUAGUGUGAAGUUUGAAAUACCAUAUUUUACCACUUCUGGAAUUCAGGUUCGUUACUUGAAAAUAAUUGAGAAGAGUGGCUAUCAGGCAUUGCCGUGGGUGCGCUAUAUCACCCAGAAUGGAGAUUAUCAGCUACGAACACAGUGAGACACACUUGACCAACACAGACGAGAAAAGAACCCAAAACCUGGUGCUUGAAGGUCUUGGAUACUGUCUCGGGAGGGGGGAGUGAGCUUGUUGUUGCCUGGCUGGAAGAGGGAUCACUCAUACAGCCCUUGACUUUAUUCCACCCACACCCAGUGCUUGGACCAUUAGUGCAGACCUUGUUAAUGUUUGCUUUUUGUUCUUUACCUAAUUCAGUGUUGAUCAUGUUAGAAUUAGCAGUUGUCCUGAGAGGAGGUCAGGAGCCAGUUUCAGGAGGGGCCAGCCACUUUCCCCCCGCAGCUGUAGAAGGUCCAGUCCAUUUGCAACAUAUUUCUGAUGCUUUGCUAUCAUAAGCCAGUCCUCAUUUACUGAAGAAUUGCCUGCUGACAUUUAGUAGUUCUAAUGAAUCCUGGGUUGUCAUUUCACUCUUCUUUAGGGAUGUCCAUGUUGUUGGUGCUGAAGUCUUUCAUGAAGGACUGGAGCGAUCGUCUAUAUAGUGCCCAGAGAUGUCACAUUUGCAAAAUUAGCCCAUUUUACUGACUUCCCCCCGCUCAAGGGAGAGAGUGAGACAAGCAGGUGGUGCUUGAUGUAUUUUAUGCAAGGCCAGCUGCAGAGCUGAGAGUGAAAACAUGGUUUGUGCAGCGCUAAUUGCCCCAAACAGCCAAGGAUGUGGCAAGCCUGUAUCUGGAGUCAGAUCACUUCACGCUGCAGGGUAGGCUCAUAUGACCAAUUGCUUCUCUAAACGUACAGAAAACAAGCAUGUUUUGAUGGUCCAGCCUAGCCUCCUUCUUCAUGUGCUGGUUUUCUCCACCACCCAAGCCCCCACAGUAUCUGGGAGAGUCACAAGAAUGUAGAAUGCAUGAACUUGGCAGUUGUAGCAAACCUAAUGAGAGGCAUAGAAUGGUUGUCCAUUACUUGGGGGGUGGGGGGGGGAUUUAUCCCUUUCCAUCAUCUUCUUAUGAUUUGGUAUCUCCAUUGGCUCCUGAUCACUGACUUCUUUCUGCUAAGUGCCCAGUUGGCUUUUUCUGCCAAAAAGGAAAAAUGUUACAAUGUCCUUUGUCUGAGUUGCCACCUGUAUUUUACGUUUUCUUUUACCCUGUACAUUAGUGGUCUGCAGUUUCAUCACAUGUUUACAAUGGCUACAUCAGUGUUUGCUUUUUAAAAGACAGAUUUAAAAAUGAAUUCAGGAACUUAAUGCUGUGGAUGUGUUUAACCAGAAUGUUUUGGAUGCUAUACAUUUUGUCACCAAAAGUGCUGACCAAGUGAAAGCUCAGGGACUCACCCUGAAAGCUGUAGAAGUGGAGCAGUUACUGGGGCGCUUGUGGUCUCCUAGGUGUGCGAGUGCUAGGUUACCCGCAAUUGCACUUAAAUAUUUGGUGGAAAGAAGUGUAGCUUCUUCAAGGAGUUAUUGGGGGGGAGGAAGAAGGGAUUUAUUUCAGUACUGCAAGAACUGGUUCUUUGACAUCAGAACACUGUUGCUCUGUGUUAGACAAGACACACUAUCGGUCACACAUCAUGUUUGGAAAAAGUCAUUGUAUUUUUUGCCUAAAAGUCUGUUGAAAUAAACUGAACUUUCUUGGUCAGUA
Messenger RNA from Eublepharis macularius, 2928 nucleotides. It is a transcript of the gene AP1M1, whose product is annotated as adaptor related protein complex 1 subunit mu 1. The coding region runs from base 74 to 1345 and encodes 423 amino acids. Gene Ontology annotation, cellular component: clathrin adaptor complex; clathrin-coated vesicle. Gene Ontology annotation, molecular function: clathrin-cargo adaptor activity. The transcript has 12 exons. Gene Ontology annotation, biological process: vesicle-mediated transport; intracellular protein transport. The record is from RefSeq and is a predicted model, not a curated record. Lineage: Eukaryota; Metazoa; Chordata; Lepidosauria; Squamata; Eublepharidae.